GAGCAUUGUUUCAAAUUCUUUCUACCUAUGUUUCGCACCAAAAAGAUUGCACUCGAGUUUUGGAAUGAAUGGAGUCCGCUUCUUCAGGAUUCUCAUUCGGAGUUGCCACCGGAUCUCUUUGCCGGCACUUGGGCAUAGAGCGGUCAAAGUAUAUUGCCUAUGCUGCUACUAAUUAUGAUGGAUUGAUGAUUUAUCAGGAAAUUGACGGCCAAUAACAUCCAUCUAAUAACAGCGAGCUUACCUGCAAACAGCUGUUGCCAUAAGGAUGGCAGCUUCCAAGCCAUAGAUCUUAUGAUGAUUUACUGGUUCACACCUGCUACAAUCCUUCCCCAUGCGUUUUCGGCCAUAAACUCCACCAAAACAUCGACUUCACGUGCAUUUACGCACAUAAAGGGGCUCCCGGUCUAGGUGAAGCAAUAAUAGAAACCGCGCGGUAUGGGUGAUAAUAGGUAUGGUUUAGACCCUGAUCUUCUCACGGUGGGUCUUCAUAGAGAAUUAAGGGUAUUUGCGGUUUUCACAGUACUAGGUAGGUGAAUCUGCUAGUUCAAUCGCAAAAUUAUGGUCCCAAAGGGAUCCUUUUAAUACAAAUAUUCAUUCAUGUCCCUCUACCACAAAUAAUUUUGGUUAACAACCAACUCAUCUACAACAUCAUGGAUCUCCAAGCCAUGGAUCCUAACUUAACUCAACCCGAUCGAAGGGUGCUUGAGUUGUUACUAAAAGAUGUGCAAAAAAGUUACAAAGCCAGUCCGUCGGACACUUCUGCAAGUCAAGAAAGCCAAUCUCAAAUCGACGAGCAAAUUUCGAUUUUAGAAGCACUCAACGAUGAGAAUAACGAGAAAUUCCAACCUACAGUAUUCACAAGUUGGGAUCAAGAAGAUCUUGAACGUCUCCCCCGUCCUUUAUACCAAUAUAUACUUCAGCCAUACGUACAAUGGGCGAAAGGAGUAGUACGUCGGCCAACAGACGUUGUCUUCCUCACACAUAUCAUCCUUUACCUCGCCACGUCGGUCCCGAGCGCUAUAAUUUUAUACAACAGAUUCUCAUUGAUACAUGGAUUCUGCCAUUGGAUCAUGCAGGCUCUUUACUGCGGACCUUUCACCCUUAUGCUUCACAACCACAUUCAUAACAACGGUGUUUUGGUGAAGAAAUACGCAUGGCUCGACCAAACGUUUCCAUAUCUCCUUGAGCCCCUCAUGGGACACACACUACAUUCUUAUUACUACCACCAUAUCAAAUGUCAUCAUGUUGAGGGUAAUGGGCCAGAUGAUCUUUCUUCGACUCUGCGGUAUCAGCGGGACGAUAUAAUUGAUUUUUUGAAGUACUGGGGUCGCUUCAUGUUCUUUAUCUGGCUUGAGCUUCCAUUGUACUUUUUCCGAACUAAAAAAACGAAGUUAGCAUGCGAGGUGCUGUUCUGGGAGGUUGGCUCAUACGUGGGCAUGUAUGUGAUGGCUAAAUUGAACUUCUGGCCAACCCUCUUUGUCUUGUUAAUACCAUUCAUGCAAAUGAGAAUUGGAUUAAUGGUAGGGAACUGGGGACAGCAUGCAUUGGUCGAUGAAAUCGAUCCCGAUUCGGAUUAUAGAUCUUCCAUUGUUCUGAUUGAUGUGGCGAGCAACCGAAACUGCUUCAACGACGGUUGGCAUACGGCCCAUCAUCUCAAUCCACUUCGACAUUGGCGCGAUCAGCCACUUAGUUAUCUGAAAGGAAAACAAAAUUACGAUUCUGGCAAAGCUCUCGUCUUCCAAAAUAUCGAUUACAUUAUGAUGUUCAUCAAACUGAUGCAGAAAGAUUAUGAACAUCUUGCUGGAUGUCUCGUUCCGACAGGGGAAAAUAUCGGGAAAAGCAAGGAGGAGCUGGCAGCUAUGCUGAGGACGAAGACCCGCAAGUUUACAGAGGAGGAUAUUCAAAAGAAAUUCAGAAGUAAAAAGGCUUCUUAGAGUCUCGUAGGAAAAAAGGGCCUAUUAUCCAAGAACACUAUAGGCCACAGGGCGAUUAUCUGUGCCGGUGGCCAAGCUGGCAACUCCUGGGAAAUUCAUUGUCUCUUGAAAUCCACGGCCAAGGUCAGGUGCAGGAUGAAAUGGAAUGGAAAAUUCGCCUUAACCGUUCUUGAUCCGCUGUCUUUUCAAGGCACGCCGAUGCUUUCAUAUACGUACAGAUCAAGCAUCAACGAUUUAUGAAGCUACAACAUCAUGAUGAAACAGGCUUACAUCCAUUGCCAAAGUUGGCCAUUCCGAUACAACAUCUAGCACCAACGCGGAUUGUCUCAAAUAUCCUGAACAUACCUCAAGUACAUACAUACAUGUGGAUUGUAUGGAACAUAUCAGAGGGGGAGGGUAAAUUGUAGAUUGGCUAGCAUGGUGUAACAAUAUAAUGUUGAAUUCAUUUUACUUUUCACUCCUUUUUUCUGGCUCGAUGCGUUAGCAAAUGCACGUUGACUCCAGUGUCUCA
This is a messenger RNA of Botrytis cinerea B05.10, 2445 nucleotides long. RefSeq lists its product as hypothetical. Bases 651 to 1934 code for a protein of 427 amino acids. NCBI's taxonomy places the organism in Eukaryota, Fungi, Ascomycota, Leotiomycetes, Helotiales, Sclerotiniaceae. The transcript has 2 exons. The record is from RefSeq and is a predicted model, not a curated record. Gene Ontology annotation, biological process: lipid metabolic process.